Molecule: messenger RNA, 949 nt
Organism: Meloidogyne enterolobii
Lineage: Eukaryota; Metazoa; Nematoda; Chromadorea; Rhabditida; Meloidogynidae
Source: the annotation of a GenBank genome assembly
UCCCUUCCACCUAAAAAUGGUGGACGAAAAUAAAGAAGCUGCUAGAAAAGAAUGUGAAUCACUUAGAGCAUUAGCAUUCUUCGGUGUUUGUCUCAUGCAACGUCAAGCUUCUCUAGGCCAAAAUGAACUAGAUUUUUGUAGAGGACGAUCAAGCAAUAUUAUGCAUGAAGUUAGCAGAACACAAGGAAUAAUUUCAAUUCUAAGUGUAAUUGAUGGAGGCAAAAUUAGGCAAUCCCGUAAAGCCGGAUUUUCUUCAAACAACUCAAAGGCUAGAGCUUCAGCUUCGAGAAUAAGGCGUGUAGGGAAUGCUUAUGGAGGUGUUGAUAAUGCAGUUACGAGUGGAGGUGGUGGAGGUUGUUGCGGGUGUGGUGUUUCGCCUCCAGGUCCUCCCGGACCGGUUGGACCGCCUGGAACGCCGGGAGAUGAUGGUACGCCUGGAUAUCCCGGAGAGAAGGGAGAGGAUGCCCCACCACCAGCUCCACCUGCCUAUUCAUUUGAGCCGUGUCAGGAAUGUGAACGUGCUCAAGAUGGGCAUCCAGGCUAUCCUGGACCACCGGGACCGAGUGGACAACCUGGACAGUCUGGAUCGCCAGGUCCUGACGGGCAUCCUGGACCUCCAGGACCAGUUGGUCCUCCUGGACCUUCGGGACAGCCUGGAAGCCCUGGAGAACCAGGUCAACCAGGAACACCUGGCACUCUCAGCGAAGGCCGUCCAGUAGUGGGACCACCAGGACCUCCAGGGCAAAGUGGACAACCAGGCUCUGAUGGUUAUCCUGGAACACCUGGAAAUGAUGGGCAGCCAGGUCAGCCCGGUCCAAUGGGUGAUCAAGGACCUCCAGGAACCCCUGGAACACCUGGCCAGCCUGGAACACCUGGACUACCAGGAGAUAAAGGACCUAAAGGCUCAUGCGAUCAUUGUCCACAACCUAGAACAGCACCCGGUUAUUAA